AUGUCAUGGUUUAUCGAUAGUGAAAUUAUAAUAGCUAAGAAUAAUAGCAAUGAAAUUAUUCUAGAACAACCUUAUAAACAUUCCAAAUAUUUUUCAACAUUAGUGUAUGAUUUAUUCGGUUUUUGGACAGAAAAAAAUCAUUUAGUGGAUACAAGAAUUAUACAUGAAACAUCAUUUCGACGAAAAAAUUUACAUAAUAGUCCUAUACACGCAUCUUAUAUACAAUUAUACCCAGAUACAAUAGAAAUCAUAAAUCAGCAUAAAUAUACGGAUCCUAAUAGAGAUUCAUUAACUAAAAAUAGUCACUAUACUCUUUUAACGCUGAUGGAGUAUGUCAAUGCUUCGUUAAAAUGGAAAUUAACUAAUGGUUGGGGUCACCUUGUAAAUGGGACAUGGACAGGAAUUGUAGGAAAUUUAGAACGUGGUGUAGACGAUGUUUCAGGAAAUGGGCUAGUAAUAAAUCCGUCAAGAAUUACAGCAAGUAAAUAUUUAACAAGAAAUUCAAAAACUGCAUUGGUUUUUGUUUUCCGGAAACCACCACUAUCAUAUACCAAAAAUAUAUUUCGAUUAUCAUUUCAAAAGAACGUUUGGAUUUCUAUUGGUGGAUUAUGUAUUAUUUCCAGCCUUAUCUUAUACUUUACUAUCUAUUUUGAAAUGAAACAUCUAAAUGAAAUUACAACUGAAAAGGAAACGUAUAGUGUACCGCAUUUACAACUGAAACCAGCAGAAAUAGUUUUGUUCUUACUAGGCGGAUUAUGUCAACAAGGAACUGAGAGCGAACCUCGUCAAUCAACAGGACGAAUAGUGGCCAUAUUUUUAUAUUUAUCAUUGAUGUUCUUUUAUGUUUCUUACUCUGCAAAUAUCGUUGUACUCUUACAAUCAGCAUCUAAUGAUAUUAAAACUCUUGAAGAUUUAAGAUUUGCCCGGAUAAAAGUCGGAUCGUUAGACGUUGAAUAUGUUAAAGCACUCAAGACUCUAUCAGCAACUUUUACAGCCGUGUCAAAGAAAUCACCUUACAUAGAACCCUUCAAAGUAGGAUUAAUGAAAAUUGAAGAAAAUGGUAUACAACAAAGAUUUUAUAAAAUAUUCUAUUCUGAAAAACCAAAAUGUGACAAUGCUGGUGCGAAUUUUGUUAUGGUUGGACUAACUGAAGUUUAUUUCGCAUUUCUUGUUUGGAUAAUUGGAAUAUCAAUUAGUGGAGGAAUUUUCAUGGUUGAAAUAAUUUAUUUUAAAUGUCACAGAACUGGCAGUAUUCACUUAAAAUAA
Molecule: messenger RNA, 1266 nt
Organism: Chrysoperla carnea
Lineage: Eukaryota; Metazoa; Arthropoda; Insecta; Neuroptera; Chrysopidae
Product: glutamate [NMDA] receptor subunit 1-like
Exons: 8
Coding region: 1-1266 (421 amino acids)
Cellular component (GO): membrane
Molecular function (GO): ligand-gated monoatomic ion channel activity
Source: RefSeq, a predicted model, not a curated record